This is a messenger RNA of Oncorhynchus kisutch (coho salmon), 5416 nucleotides long. Its product is annotated as rho guanine nucleotide exchange factor 2. The record is from RefSeq and is a predicted model, not a curated record. Gene Ontology annotation, molecular function: guanyl-nucleotide exchange factor activity; microtubule binding. Gene Ontology annotation, biological process: regulation of Rho protein signal transduction; cell morphogenesis; positive regulation of neuron differentiation. The transcript has 29 exons. Lineage: Eukaryota; Metazoa; Chordata; Actinopteri; Salmoniformes; Salmonidae. Bases 339 to 3893 code for a protein of 1184 amino acids. Gene Ontology annotation, cellular component: cytoskeleton; ruffle membrane.
GGAGUAACGAUUCUCGCAGAAGACCAAGGGGCAACACGACAAGAAGUUAUUUGGCGACACUGCUGAGGCGGGUCAACAAACAAAUGACCGAAGACUUCGUGUAAAUAUUCGACCUGGAAAAUCGUUUGGCAAUAUUCUUACGAAGCAGUCUAGGUGGUGUCUUGAAGCUUGUUUCCUUUUGGAUCAGGUUCUUUUCUCUGGAACUAUUUCUUGGGAUCUCGCGCAGAAAGAAACGGAUUGAUUUAAAUCCAAGAAGAAAGGGGCGAAAACUGCAGCAUGUGAUGAAAGUGUAGUCGGCAGCAUUGACCGCUGCAGCAUGUGGAUGUCAGGAUGCAGCUAUGUCAAUUGAAGAAAUCCGGUGCAACCAUCCCCUCAUCCAGAUGCCGACCACCCCUUCCUCGUACGCCCACCCACCAGCUUGCCUGCCCUCUUCCUCCUCCAUACCACCCACCCCCCCCUAUUUCCCGUACCCCUCCCCGCCAUGCUCCCCAGGCCCUGGGGUGAAGGGGUUUGUCAGGGCCGGGGGGGUUACCCUGCGCUCUCCGGCCACCCGUCACCUCACCCACCUGGACCCCUGGAGGAGACACAGUUGGGAGCCCGGAGCUAUCGUUACGGUGCAGCAGAAGGGGAUGGAACCCAGCGACAACCGCAGUGUGAGUCUGGAGAACCUGGACCCCGAGGAGAUGGAGAAGGUUCUGGGUGUGGCGCUGGAUGUCCGGCGAGGGGGGAGGGAUCCUCGGAGGAACCCCAUUACCCAGGAGGGCUCCCUGUCCUCCCUCACAGAGGAAGAGGCAGGGUCUGACGUGCAGCACUACUCCAUAUUGGAGGAGCAGUCAAACCAGCUGCAGGGUUGCAGUGCAUCGGCCCCGACCCUCAGUGUGGCGCGUCACAGAAACCUUCAAAGCACGGCCCCCCGACCACGCUCCGACUGCUACGAGACUUUACCCUACCGUCAACUUGGAGGAUCCACGCAGAGUGUGGAUAGUGACCUGGGUCUGCUGCUCUGGGGGAGAGAGGGAAGCUGGACAGAGGUAGAGAGAGACGAGGCCCGGGAGGAGAGGACAGGCAGCCCUUUAGAGCGCACCUUCAGUUUCCUACGCAAGAUGGCCGGCAACCGCAAGAAUAAGGAGAAAGAGCGCAUGAGGGAGAGGGAGAAAGAGGCACGGGACAGGGAGGCGCGCUACAGCAAUGGGCACCUCUUCACCUCCCUCACCGUGUCGGGGACCACCCUCUGUUCAGCAUGCAACAAGAGCAUCACUGCCAAGGAGGCCCUCAGCUGCCCCACUUGUAGUGUCACCAUACACAACCGCUGUCGAGACACGUUGCCCAACUGUGCCAAAAUGAAACAGAGGCAACAGAAGAUGGCUCUCAUGAGGAACAACUCAGCUCUGCAGAACGUGACCCUUCGUACCAAAACCCCCAUGAUGAGGGAACGCCCCAGCUCAGCCAUCUACCACUCUGACAACCUCCGCCAAUCCCUGCUGGGCUCGCGCCGUGGACGCUCCGGUCUUUCCCUCUCCAAGAGCGUCUCCACCAAUAACAUUACAGGGAACCUGAAUGAUGACUCUCCCUUGGGGCUGCGCAGGAUCCUGUCCCAGUCCACAGACUCGCUCAACUUCAGGAACAGAGCCAUGUCCAUGGAGUCGCUCAACGAUGAGGGGGAAGAGUACUACACCUCCAUGCUGGAGGAAAUGGAGAUUGAGGGGCGGGAUUUUGAGGCGGACUCAUGGAGCAUGGCGGUGGACUCGGGCUACCUGCAGACGCAUCGCAAAGACAUCAUCAAGCGGCAGGACGUCAUCUAUGAGUUGAUCCAGACAGAGCUGCACCAUGUGCGGACGCUGCGCAUCAUGGAGAGGGUGUUCCGCCAGGGCAUGCUGGAGGAGGUGCAGCUUGAGCCGGGCGUGGUGCACGCCAUCUUCCCCUGCCUCGACCGUCUCACCGCCAUACAUGCCCGCUUCCUGGCACAGCUGCUCACCCGGCGCAACCACAGCCUACAGCCUGGCAGCACCUACAACUUCACUAUCCAUCAGCUGGGAGAUGUGCUACUGGAACAGUUCUCGGGCCAGUGUGCUGACGAGAUGAGGAAGACCUACGCUGAGUUCUGCAGCCGCCACCUGAAGGCUGUCAAGCUGUACAAGGAGCUGCUGGCCAGAGACAAGCGGUUCCAGUACUUCAUACGGCGGGUGUGUCGGGGUCACCUGUUGCGUCGCCAUGGCGUCCAGGAGUGCAUCCUGUUGGUCACUCAGCGUAUCACCAAGUACCCCGUACUCAUCCAGCGUAUCCUUGACAACACCAAGGACAAUGAAGAGGAGGCCUCCUGUCUGGCCCAGUCUCUGACUCGGAUCAGGGAGCUACUCACCUCAGUGGACCAGCAGGUGAUGGAGCUUGAGCGGACCCAGAGGCUGCAGGAGAUCCGGGCCAGGCUGGACCCUCGCGCCGAGGCCAAGGUGAGGGAUGGUGGCCUGUUCAGAGGAGGAGAGUUGCUCCGCAGGAGACUCAUCCAUGAGGGAAUGCUGCUCUGGAAAACCCCUGGGUCCAGGCUCAAAGAUGUGCAGGUCCUGCUGAUGACAGACAUCCUAGUGUUCCUACAGGAGAAAGACCAGAGGUUCAUCUUCCCUUGUCUAGACAAGUCUCCGGUCCUCUCCCUGCAGAACCUCAUGAUUAGGGAGAUAGCCAAUCAGGAGCGAGGGCUCUUCCUCAUCAGUGACUCCUCUCCUCCGGAGAUGUAUGAGGUCCAUGCUGCCUCGAAAGAUGACAAGAACACCUGGAUACGCCUCAUACAACACACUGUCAGGAGUUGUCCUUCCAGGGAAGAGUUCCCACUCAUAGAGACUGAAGACAAGGCCCUUCUGAGACGACUGAAAGCGGACAUCCAGCAGAAGGACCGGGAGGUGCUGGAGCUGCUCCAGGAGCGAGUCACCCUGUUCUCGGACCUGGCCGAGGUGACAGGGGGCCAGGAGAUCAUGCUGCCGGGGGGCCCCAACUCCCGGAACCUGUUCCGGGCUGACAUGCCCCAGGUGCCGCUCGGCGAGAGACUGCUCACGGACGCCAUCGCAGAGGUGGAUAGGCUGAGUGAGCUACUGCUGGGCUCCACCUUUGCAGUGCCUCUGCCCUGCAGUUUCAACGGUCACCCGAACCACACGGGAGCACUAGUGAUCAAUGGCCAGGAGGUGGUUCUCAAUGGAAUGCAUGGGUGCCCAGCAGCAAAGGACUGGAAUGGGAAUCAGGCUGGAGAUAGGCCCUCAACCGAGGAAGUGUAUCAGAGGCUGGUCAACCUUAGUGCCCACCUUCAUGCCCUCCAGGGCACUGUGAUCAAGCAGGACUCCAUCCUGGAGCUCUGCCUGCGCUCCGAUGGCCCGCCAGUUGAUGCCCCGACCACGCCCACCGGACGGGUGUGGCGCUCCCUGUCACGUGACGCAGGCAUGGCCGAGGCCACCACGGGGGCGGCCAUUGGGGAGCUGGCCCUGCUCCAGAGGCAGCACAGCCUCCUGCAGGAGGAGCUGGGUAGGCUGCGGGGGGCCGAUGGCCGCCUGAGGGAUAGCGAAAAAGCCCGAGCCCAGCUGGAGAGGCAGGUCCGCGACAUGAAGGUCCACAGUACCACCGUGUUUGACAGUGUGGGACCUGCAGGCUCAGAGCAGGCUCCACCCCUUCGUAAAGCAAGUGAAACCAACGCGGACACCAAAUUGGCCAGCCAAGAGUCAAUCGAGCAUUCGGAGGGGCAUCAGGAAGGCAGUGAUGUGGAGGUGACGUCAGAUGAGGAGGAGGAGGAGGAGGAGGAGAAGGAGGCCAAAGCGUCACCGCGCUCGGAGAGUCCCCGAGAUCUUCAGGACAUUCCAGAGGAGAGCGAAGCCACAGCAGAACUACCACGAGAGCCUGACGUGUCACAUUGCUAAUGACCCUCCAGAAAUAAAGACUGGACCCCACCUCCCCUACACUCAAAAAUAGGCCGAAGAGAACAAGAGAACUGAACUUGAAAUAGUCUUCCUCUUUUUACACUAAAAAGGAAGUAUCAUAUUAAUUUUCAAAUAUAGAUCUAUAUAUUUGUUCUGUGGCUUUUGCUUUACAGUACACAACCAGUGGCAAUAUGUGACUUUACGUUAUAUUCUUUCGUAUUUCUUGCUUGGGAUUAUUUGGAUAUGUACUGCUCCAUUUUGGAAUCGAUGCUGGACCAAUGAGGGCCUAUUAGAGUGGCGUGAAUAACAGGAAGGGAGUUAUGCAAUGAUGAUAUUCCAAAGAAGAAUAUGCAAGAAAUGGACAGCAAAUAUAAAAGCAGUGAAUGGAUAACCAAAUCUGAUGGGGUUUUGUCAAUGGAAUACUGAAUUAAUGACAUUGGUUGGAUAGCUGCUAUUGUGCAUUAGGAUGUUGGAUGCGGACGUAUGUAGGUGGCUGUUUGUGCUGGGACACACACAGAAACACAAAUAUGACACACAAACAUGCACAAACACACACACAGUCAUACACGCUCACACACACACUUGAGUCCUUUACAUUUCCAUAAUUAGGGUGAUCUAAUUCUCAACGCUGUUUAUGAUGCUAAUGAUUUGUUUAUUUAUUCUUCUGUCCUUCAUUAUUUAAGCAGGUAAGUUAAGACCUGAAGCAUUAGUGACUGUAUAAGAAGUAGAGGUAGCACUGUAUUUUCCUCUAAUUCUCAUGUUUUUAUUUAGAAACCUUGGGGAUUCUUCGUCUCAAAUAUAGGAAAGUGACAAUUGUUAACAAUUAAUUUCAAGUAGUUACCAGAAUGAAUUUUGCAGUUACCAUGUAGUUACUAAGUAAAUACCUGGCAAUAAGGGAGAAUGAAAUAAAGUUUUAUCUAAAUGGACAAAAGAAUGCAUCACUACAGGUGCAUCUACAUAUAAGCAGUGUAGUUUAAAAAUUGAACUCCAGUGGACUUGGUCGACUAUAUAAAAAAUUUAAAAAGCUGUCAAUAUUGCUUUGGUUUUCAUCUUUACAAAGAAAAGGCCAAGACGUUGGAAAAUGGAACAAGGACAAUGCGCCAUGUCAUCCAUUUUGAGAUGCCUUGAGGGAUAGGGGAAUUCAACUUUUUUGCCAACAUGGAAAUAUAAAAUGGAGUCUUCUCUGUUAAAGACUAAACAAGUGACUUUGGAGACUAUUUUUGAGCAACGGACAGCCGAGCAACCAUUAUAUUUGCCUACAUUGUUUUGAAACAAAUGCUUUAAUUGACACUUUCUUGUUGUAAUUUCUUGUUAUCUGUUAAUUUGACUAUUGUACCAUAUUUUGCUGGCUUGCAGAGUGUGUAUAAAUUUGGCUGAAAAUGACAAAGGCAAUGAUUUUGUGUAUGUCUUUGAGGAAACUGUAUUCAAUUGCGGUUUACAGAAAGCCAUACUAAAGAUAUGAAUGUCAAAUCCAAAAGUUUUGCCUCCAGUUGUUUUAAUAUUAAAGUUAUAGUGUCAAUAGG